Messenger RNA from Suricata suricatta (meerkat), 4467 nucleotides. RefSeq names its product ubiquitin specific peptidase 15 (gene USP15). NCBI's taxonomy places the organism in Eukaryota, Metazoa, Chordata, Mammalia, Carnivora, Herpestidae. The coding region runs from base 68 to 3013 and encodes 981 amino acids. The transcript has 22 exons. Gene Ontology annotation, biological process: protein deubiquitination. The record is from RefSeq and is a predicted model, not a curated record. Gene Ontology annotation, molecular function: cysteine-type deubiquitinase activity.
AUUCCCACAAUGCUCUGGGGCGUGCCGCCGCCGUCGCUGCCGCCUCCGCUACCGCUAGUGGAAGAAGAUGGCGGAAGGCGGAGCGGCGGAUUUGGACAUCCAGCGGUCUGACAUCGCGACGCUGCUCAAAACCUCGCUCCGGAAAGGGGACACCUGGUACCUAGUCGAUAGUCGCUGGUUCAAACAGUGGAAAAAAUAUGUUGGCUUUGACAGCUGGGACAAAUACCAGAUGGGAGAUCAAAAUGUAUAUCCUGGACCCAUUGAUAACUCUGGACUUCUCAAAGAUGGUGAUGCCCAGUCACUUAAGGAACAUCUUAUUGAUGAAUUGGAUUACAUACUGCUGCCAACUGAGGGCUGGAAUAAACUUGUCAGCUGGUACACGUUGAUGGAAGGUCAGGAACCAAUAGCACGAAAGGUGGUUGAACAGGGUAUGUUUGUAAAACACUGCAAAGUAGAAGUAUAUCUCACAGAAUUGAAGCUCUGUGAAAAUGGAAACAUGAACAAUGUUGUAACUCGAAGAUUUAGCAAAGCUGACACAAUAGAUACAAUUGAAAAAGAAAUAAGAAAAAUCUUCAAUAUUCCAGAUGAAAAGGAGACCAGACUGUGGAACAAAUACAUGAGUAAUACAUUUGAACCACUGAAUAAACCAGACAGCACCAUUCAGGAUGCUGGUUUAUACCAAGGACAGGUGUUAGUGAUAGAACAGAAAAAUGAAGAUGGAACAUGGCCAAGGGGUCCUUCUGCUCCUAAGUCCCCAGGUGCAUCCAAUUUUUCAGCUUUACCAAAGAUCUCUCCUUCAUCUCUAUCAAAUAAUUAUAACAACAUCAACAACAGAAAUGUGAAAAAUUCAAAUUAUUGUCUCCCAUCAUAUACUGCUUAUAAGAACUAUGAUUACUCAGAACCGGGCAGAAACAAUGAACAGCCAGGCCUCUGUGGCCUAAGUAACUUGGGAAAUACGUGUUUCAUGAACUCAGCUAUUCAGUGUUUGAGCAACACCCCUCCACUUACUGAAUAUUUCCUCAAUGAUAAGUAUCAAGAAGAACUCAAUUUUGACAAUCCCUUAGGAAUGAGAGGUGAAAUAGCUAAAUCUUACGCUGAAUUGAUCAAGCAAAUGUGGUCUGGAAAAUUUAGCUAUGUCACACCAAAAGCCUUUAAGACACAAGUAGGACGUUUUGCACCUCAGUUCUCUGGAUACCAGCAGCAGGAUUGUCAAGAGCUUUUAGCUUUCCUGUUAGAUGGACUACAUGAGGAUUUGAAUCGAAUUAGGAAAAAACCGUAUAUACAGUUAAAAGAUGCUGAUGGAAGACCAGAUAAGAUAGUUGCUGAAGAAGCCUGGGAAAAUCAUCUAAAAAGAAAUGAUUCUAUCAUAGUAGAUAUAUUUCAUGGUCUUUUCAAAUCAACUUUAGUUUGUCCUGAAUGUGCUAAGAUUUCAGUAACAUUUGAUCCUUUUUGUUACUUGACACUUCCAUUGCCCAUGAAAAAAGAACGUACCUUGGAGGUUUAUUUGGUUAGAAUGGAUCCACUUACCAAACCUAUGCAGUACAAAGUGGUUGUCCCCAAAAUUGGAAAUAUACUUGAUCUGUGUACAGCAUUGUCUGCUUUGUCGGGAGUACCUGCAGAUAAGAUGAUAGUUACUGAUAUAUACAAUCAUAGAUUUCACAGAAUAUUCGCUAUGGAUGAAAACCUUAGUAGUAUUAUGGAACGGGAUGAUAUUUAUGUGUUUGAAAUUAACAUCAAUAGGACAGAAGAUACAGAGCAUGUGAUUAUUCCUGUUUGCCUAAGAGAAAAAUUUAGGCACUCAAGUUAUACUCACCAUACUGGUUCUUCACUUUUUGGUCAGCCUUUUCUUAUGGCUGUACCACGAAACAAUACUGAAGAUAAACUCUAUAAUCUCCUACUUUUGAGAAUGUGCCGAUAUGUCAAAAUAUCUACUGAAACUGAAGAAACUGAAGGAUCCCUACACUGCUGUAAGGACCAAAAUAUUAAUGGGAACGGCCCAAAUGGCAUACAUGAAGAAGGCUCACCAAGUGAGAUGGAAACAGAUGAGCCAGAUGAUGAAUCCAGCCAGGAUCAAGAACUUCCCUCCGAGAAUGAAAACAGUCAAUCUGAAGAUUCAGUUGGAGGAGAUAAUGAUUCUGAAAAUGGAUUAUGUACUGAGGAAACUUGUAAAAGUCAACUCACGGGACACAAAAAAAGAUUGUUUACAUUCCAGUUUAACAAUUUAGGCAAUACUGAUAUCAACUACAUCAAAGAUGAUACCAGGCAUAUAAGAUUUGACGAGAGGCAGCUUAGACUAGAUGAAAGAUCUUUUCUUGCUUUGGAUUGGGAUCCUGAUUUGAAAAAAAGAUACUUUGAUGAAAAUGCUGCUGAGGAUUUUGAAAAACAUGAAAGUGUGGAAUAUAAACCUCCUAAAAAACCCUUUGUGAAAUUAAAAGAUUGCAUUGAGCUUUUUACAACAAAAGAAAAGCUAGGUGCUGAAGAUCCCUGGUAUUGUCCAAAUUGUAAAGAACAUCAGCAAGCCACAAAGAAACUGGAUUUAUGGUCCCUGCCUCCAGUGCUUGUGGUACACCUCAAACGAUUUUCUUAUAGUCGAUAUAUGAGAGACAAAUUGGAUACAUUAGUUGAUUUUCCCAUCAAUGACCUGGAUAUGUCGGAAUUCUUAAUUAAUCCAAAUGCAGGUCCUUGCCGCUAUAAUUUGAUUGCUGUUUCCAACCACUAUGGAGGGAUGGGAGGAGGACACUAUACUGCUUUCGCAAAAAAUAAAGAUGAUGGAAAAUGGUACUACUUUGAUGACAGUAGUGUCUCAACUGCAUCUGAAGACCAGAUUGUGUCCAAAGCAGCCUAUGUACUCUUCUACCAGAGACAAGACACUUUCAGUGGAACUGGCUUUUUUCCUCUUGACCGAGAAACUAAAGGUGCUUCAGCUGCCACAGGCAUCCCGUUAGAAAGUGAUGAAGAUAGCAAUGAUAAUGACAAUGAUAUAGAAAAUGAAAACUGUAUGCACACUAACUAAUGAAAGUCCUAGAAGCCAUAAAAGAGAGACUUUCCUGCUGGUGGUAUAUAUUGAAAGGAUGAAGUUACCCACCACAUUAAACAAAAGUCUGAGAUGGGGAGUUUCAGAUAACUGAAUGUAAAUCCUUUAUCAGAUUUUAACUUGUGCAGUACUUGAAGUGAAACACAAUGAAAACUUUAACAGAAAUUGUCUCUUAAUACAUUUACAGUCUUGUAAUUACAAGCUAAAUAUAUAUAGGAAAUCACAAAUAAAUCCCUUUUAAGUUUGCUGCUGUUUUGAUGAAUUAUGUUUUCUUUAAUUUUUUGGAUGUGAGUUAAUUGAUGACAGAUGUUAAAUUUGUGGAUGUUGGUCAUUUAUUUUGCUCUAAUAAUACUGCAAGAAAACUAUGGCUGAACUUAGUUUUUGGAUAAUCUAGUUCAUGUGCAUUAGGCUGCCACAUAAUAUUACUAUGAUAUUAGCUGCGGUAUCAAUGUGGCAUAAAUACUGCAGUAGUAUUCUUGGAAAACCAAAUUUUCAAAUCUAUCCCUGGUAAUCAAUAUGGGUCUAUUAAAAAACAAAUCGUGGUACAAGAAACAAUCUUGGAAAAGUUAUUUUCUUCUGUAGAAUCAUUAAAAAUUCAGAAUAUUAUGUUCAUAUUACUGCUGCUGUGAAAACAGGUUCUAGAUUUCACACUCCAUCUAAAAUCAUUUUUCAGUUAAAUGUCAGUAUUUUUUACGGCUAUUGAGAUCUAUUCCUUAGGUAUUCAAAAACUUUUGACUUGCUUUAAAAUGCCUAUCUUUAAUCUGGUGUUGGUCCAAAAUUAAAAUUUUUGCUGUCUGUUUUACUCUACCCCAUUUUUUGGUAAUUUGGCAAGUUUUAGCCCUUCCAAUUACUAUAAUAUAUAUAAGGACAGACUUAAGAGUAUUCUGUGUCCAUAGUAAUAAUUACAUCAAGCUUAGAUGAGAAUUUUUUUCAUAUACUGGCCUUUAAAUCAUUAAUGGACAAUUGGCUUUAAAGGUAGGUCUGUUAACUUUCUUUGUGUGUUCCUGAUGGAAUUCACCAUAGCCUUACAGCUUUUCUCAGAAGGUAACUUGUUAUAAGAGAAUUGGCAUUUGCAUGUUCUAGAGUCAGAACCUGUAUAGUACAUAAAGCAUACAAACCUUGAAUUUGAUUUUUAGUUCACCACAUUCAAGGAUCCAGGAUGCCAAAAAUAUGUGUGAACAUUUGAAACAUUUUUCAUUUGCUGCUUUUUUCCCUUUGAUCUAGUUGAAAGAAUGUAUUGUCAAUUGGCAUACAAUACUGCCUUUAAUAGAAAAUCUAAAUGCUGGGGCACAUUUCACAUAUCGACUACCUGAGAAAUUGCUUUGUGUCCCACUGUUAUUAAAGCAAAAAGUAUAAUGUUCUUCACUUGAACUAAUCAAAUACAAUAGAUUAUAAAUUGUGUAUUGUAAAUAAAAGUUCACUCUGUGAGUGCA